UUUGCCUCUUUCUUAUUCAUUUUGCGUGUUUCGUUGAUGGUUCCGAGUCAAUCACUAAAAUGGUAAUAUUAUAUUAAUCUUAGGUAGUCGCAUAUCAUCUUGUUCUGCUAAAAUGGUGUUUUACUACACAAGUAAUGUUUUUCUUUGUUUCCAGCGGUUUCGCCACCAGUCACUUUAUUCAUGGGAGUGGACAAGUAUGAAAGGUCAAAGCAUUGAUGACAUACCCUCGUCAGUGUUAGAUGACGCAGCCCAAUUAGUCAAACACAAUAGCAUUGAAGGGAAUAAAAUUAAUGAUGUAGAUAUUGUGUAUACAAUGUGGAGUAAUCUGAAAAAAACAGAUGGAAUGGAAGUUGGCCAGGUAGCUUUUCAUAAUGAUAAAGAGGUUCGGAAAAUGCGAGUAGCAAAGCGUAUUAAUGAGAUAGUCAAUAGGUUGAAGAAGACCGUGAAAUCUGCGCAACCAGAUCUAAGGGCAGAGAGAGAAGAACGAGACAAAAAAGAAAGAGCAACCAAAAAAAGGUUGCUUCAAGAGCAAAAGGAACGAGACAAAGAAGAGUUACGAAGGAAACAAGAGGAAGCUGAAUUGAGGAGCUACUCCACCCUAAUGAAAACAGAAAACAUGAAGUCUAAUCACGAUGAGGAUGGAAAUGAUUCUGAUGAUUUCAUGUAAUUUUAAUGGACUUUAGUUAUCACAUACCAGCUGCUGGAAUCAAAAAGAUAUGUGCCUGAAAAUCAUAAUUUUCUCGUCUCCUUAAUGACCUCCAAUCGGAAUUAAGACCAGUCUCAUGCAUUUUAAAUGUUCGUAAUUUUAAUCUUUGAUAGUACGAAAUUUAAAAAUCAAAUGUACCAUAUGAAUUUCUAAAAAUGAAAAAUGUGUUUAGCGCAUCGGGACAUUUUAAAUCUCUGCUCGUGUUUAUUAUUUUAGGAGAAAUUUAAAUAAAACAUUCAAAUUUUCUUUGAAUUUCAUAAAUGAGUGAUGAAAAUUCACCACCAAUUUCAGAAAAAUUUUGGUCCGUUUCUUGUACAGGGAUUAAAUAUCAGCAGUUAUUGGGAAUCUUGUAUUCGGAGAGAAGCACUUUUCAGCUUUGAACAUCAAUUGUCAAUUCAUAUAGUUAACCACUGUCUAGCUCUUUUCUCCCUUUCUGUGAGCAUUUUAUAUUGAAUCGUUCAUCGAGAUAGGCAAUCACCCCCUUUUAAAGGUAAUUUUGAUUCAUUAUUUCUCAUUUUUAGAAUUUUUUGAUGUUCAUCCCCUUUCCCCUUUCUCCCAGUUUCAGUCGCAAUGACUGUCCUGCAUUCAUUUAUAGAGUAAAAUAUCAAUGAUUAAAUUCAACUGAUAUUCAUUUAUAAUUCAGAAUAAAAUAACUGAAACAGAGUUGCUACUGACUAAUUUUAAGUCACUCAGGCCAAUAAGAAGAUAGAAAACUAUAGAAUGAAUGAGCUUAUUGAGUAAUUUUUAGUUAUAGCAUUUAUGAAAAUUUAUUCUCCUUAUUUUCUCUGAAAUCCAAAAUUGUUUAAUUUACUGCUUUAAAUCUAAUGUUCAGUUUCACCCAACCAGGUAAAAAUUAUCCAAGUGCAUGUAGAAAAAAGCCCAGUGUACCUAGAAUUUCUAAUUAAUCUUCAUCUGAUACAAAUUAUACAAUGGGCACUUUGGGCAGAGGCAA
This is a messenger RNA of Bemisia tabaci, 1658 nucleotides long. The record is from RefSeq and is a predicted model, not a curated record. Lineage: Eukaryota; Metazoa; Arthropoda; Insecta; Hemiptera; Aleyrodidae.